Molecule: messenger RNA, 4178 nt
Organism: Eurytemora carolleeae
Lineage: Eukaryota; Metazoa; Arthropoda; Copepoda; Calanoida; Temoridae
Product: arginine-glutamic acid dipeptide repeats protein-like
Exons: 14
Coding region: 53-3331 (1092 amino acids)
Biological process (GO): RNA processing
Cellular component (GO): nucleoplasm
Molecular function (GO): RNA binding
Source: RefSeq, a predicted model, not a curated record
AUUUAUUUAAACUAAUAUAUAUUGUAUAUUUAGAAAAUAAUGGAUUAAAAUCAUGUGGGGGAAGAGUUCCAAGCCUCCUGGAGAAGGUAAGGAGAGGCGAGAUGUAGCCAUGACAACGCAAGCUGAGAUGAUUUUGAAGAAAAAGCGGGAAAUUGAGGCUAAAAUGGCGUCCGAUGAAAAGAAGGAAAAACUGGCGGGACAACCUAGAAAGCCUAUUUCUAUGAGUAUCAGCAAACGAUGGGGACUGAAGGGAAAGAAAUCAGAUGCAGGAGGUGGAGAGAAUGCGUCCAAUCAGUCAACUCCAGGAAACUCUUGGCGAAAGUACGGUGAUUCGAGUAGUCGGGACGGGAUAGGGUUGCCGGAGAACAACUCAAAGAGGUCGGAUCAAAUACCUACUUCUCAAGGUUAUGAUUCAACUGCCAGAUCCCGCCAAGAAUCACCUGCUUCUGGCUCCUACAACUUACUGGGAGAACCUCAGGUUCUCAACAGCUUACAACAACUCCAGCAGGGAUACCAACAGCAACAGAUACAACAACAGCAGCAGCAGCAGCAACAUCAACAGAUGCAGCAGCAGCAGAUUCAAAUUCAAGGACUGGGCCAACUUCAGAGCCUGCAUCAACAUCCCUUGCAACAGGGGCAACCUCCGGGUAUACAACAAAUUCCUCCGCAUGCUUUGCAGCAGGGUCCUCCCCCUGGUCUUCCACAGGGACCCCCUCUUGGAUUCAUGGGUCCAGGAUUAAGUUUACACCAACAUGGACCUCCCUUACCUGGAAUCCAUGCAGUUCCAGCUCCUGGACUACAAGGACCUCCACUAGGUCUCCCCCAAGGGUUCAAUCCUCUGGGAUAUGAAGGACUUCAACCUCAUCCUGUAUUUCCUGGAGGCCAGAAUCCUCAGCCACAAGGUCCUCCUUUGAACCAGCCUCCUCCUUUCCUUCCUCAACACCAUCCUCCGCAACAUCAACAACAAUAUGAUCUUUCACAACCACCUCCUAGUAUUCAGCCAUCACAGCCCCACACCUCACAGCAGAUACAGUUUAAUAUACAUGGACCACCACCGUCCCCACAGGGUUUACUUCCUUCAGUUUCUCUCCCUAUGCAGAUACACCCGGAGCAUCAACCCGUCCUACCUAUGCACACUUCUGCUCCUGUAACUCAUUCUUCUCACCUACCAAUGAUGGGAGGACCCCUUCUUCAUCUAGGAAUGCCUCCUCAAUCCCUCCCUCAGCCUCCUCCCGUCCAUCCUCCCCCUCAUAUAAUGACAAGUAUGGCGCCAGGGUUACCCCCUGUACAGUUCAAUGUACAGCAGCAAGGAUACGGGACAAUAUCAAACUCGGACUCAAACCUGAGCCAACCUCAAGCCAUGGUUUCAUUCCCUCCGACCCAGACCGUUCUUACAUCAUCCUUGCAGCCUCAGCAUAUGCUCAACCAGCCUCCGCUUAGUAUACCCUUGAGCAUACCUCCGCCCCAGCUGCCUCUUGGACCCGUCGGUCUAUCUGUUCCUUCUCAUCCUCCGCCUGUCAUAUCCCAUCCUCCACCCACCACCUCGACUUCCUUACCGUCACAUCAUAACAUGUCAAUCCCUCCGCCUUCUACCACACAUUCAAUGAUGCCUUUUAGCACUCAACCUCCGCCAACUGUGAAUACAUCAUAUCCACCUCCUAUGAAUCAAAAUGAUAAGAAUGCUCCGCAAUGGUGGGGGGACACACUCUCCAAAGUUAAGAAUAUCGCGCAGAACUUCGGCGACGGAGAUGCUAGUCAUUCCGAGCGACAAGAGGGUAAUGAAUCCAGUAGUUCUAACUGGAACAGAAAUACAUCCAGUCUGAGAAGGGAUCGACGGAGAUCCAAUUCCAAAGAUAGAAAGUAUGGCCGAGGCCGGGAUCGAGGCCGAGACCGGUCCCGUGACAGGCACAGGUCCCGCAGCAGAAAUUCCCGAGACGGAGAAAGAUCUAGAAACAGAGAUCGAUCUCGGGAUCGUCACAUCUCGUCCCAAUCCUCGAACCGGUCAACCCUGAUCAAGGAGGAGGAUAUGAAACAUGAACCUGAAACCUACGGAUAUAAAUCUGAAAACUAUGACAAGGUUUCCACCAGUAUCAAACAGGAGGUUAAGGUAGAGCCUAGAGAUAUAGAUAUGAGGAAAAGUAGAAGAGAAUCUGAAUCCUACUCACCAACACGUCCAGACUAUAAACCUACCAUCAAACAACAAGUUUGUAGCGCAGAUGGUCCCCUGCCUAGUGUGGUGGAGGAGCUGGCGAGCAUGGUGGCAGUGUCCGGGGAGGAUCUAGAGGAUAUUGCCAGGGAUAGGAACAAAUCUACACCAGAGCUUAAGUUUUUGUUUGAACGAACAGGUCACCUCUACCGUAAAUACCGGGCUAGGGUUGCAGAGUUAAAGAAGAGUUUCGACGAAACCAAAACUGAAGUGAAAGAUGAACCAGGGAGCUCAACUAAAGCCUCAGCUCCAGCUGCAGAACCUGUUCGGAAGCGCAAAAGUAGAUGGGGAGACCAGACACCUACUCCUUCUCCUCAACUAAACACUCUACCCCCACCUGGAGUACUUACCUCACUUCCCUCCAUAGGUGCCCCUGGCCUCGUGAUCCCUACCCAGCUAGGAGGCCCUGUAGUUAAGGUUGAAGCCCCUCCUGGACCUAAACUCUUGGAUAUCCGGCAGGGGAACCCUGCCCUAGCACAGUACGCUGUCAAGGUCUUUGGUUCAACUAAUCUCACAGAUGCACAAUGGAAGCAGUGCGAGGAUCAGCUGAAGAUGUCCGUUGUGUACGGCCAGCUUGCUGCUAAACAGGCCGCUGCGCGGAUUAUGGCUGCCUCGGGGAAACGAAAACAUGAGUACGACAGUGAUGAAGAUACAGAAGGAGGUACGUGGGAGCAUAAGGCAAGAAUCGCUGAGAUGGCAAAGACCGCUGCUGAAGCUGCAAAACAAACAGCUGCUCUCGAGGUGGAGGGGAAGCAUCACAUUGGAGAUUUCCUUCCCCCGGAAGAGCUUUCAAAAUUCAUGAAUAAAAUGAAGGCGAUGAGAAGUGGGACAGCCUGGGACAACUCUGAGUAUCAGGAGAAUAAACUGAGUCAGGACAAUGUCGGGUUCAAGAUGCUCCAGAGGAUGGGUUGGUCAGAAGGUGCAGGUCUAGGAGCAGGGGGGAUGGGGAUUACCGCCCCCAUUGGAAAGUCAGGAGGAGGGUUGGAGAGAGCAGGACUGGGAAUGGAUAUGCCCGGAGAGAUAAACGAGGAUGAUGAUGAGUUUGAUACGUAUAGAAAACGAAUGAUGAUGGCCUACAGGUUCCGUCCCAACCCCUUGAACAAUCCUCGGCGGUCCUACUACUGACCGGGUCUAGUCAGGUACGCGAGCAAAAUAAGUGACGCAGGAAUGUACAGUGCGUACGUGAACUAGGAGUAGUUACUCAAAGGCAAGCAUGUACAUUGUACAUGUUCAAACGGAUUACUUAGAGGUACAUGUGUACAUAGAAUUCAAGGCUUUUGUUCGGUUACUGCAAAUAAAGGAUUAUAUAGUUUGUUCUGAUAUAAAACAUAUUGGUAAAUGUGAGGUACAUAAAAUGCAAGGUUGUCCCAAAAAUCGGUUAGUUCAUGUCAGAACCUAAAUGAUUGUUUUCUAUAAUCUACAAGAUCUACUUUAAAGUCUGCUCUAACGAAAGGAUUCUAUUGUGUUCAUAGCAGAUUUUAUUAAACAAAUUAGAUUUGUAAAUACUUUUUUGUGAUACGUUUAACUCGAUACCAAGCUGAACUUGGUGUCCUUAAAGAAAUAUUGUGAAUUUACCGUUUAUUGGGGUGUUACCUUGUACAAAUGUACAAACUUUGUUAAAGGUUGACGUAACGAAUGCAGAAGUAUGUAUAUUAUAUAUAUAAUAAAAGUAUAUAAAAUUCAUGUUUUCCCCUUUCCUUUGUUCGAAUGAAAAUGAAAGAAUUUUUUUGCCUUUGACUUUUUAUGUUCACUUUUCAGACUUGUUAAAUGCUGUUGUAUUUUAUUUGAAAUAAAAAAUUCAAUUUAAACUUGAGCCACGGAUGCCUUUACAUCAAUAUAUUUUCCACAAUGUUAAAGCAUUUCUACGCGUAUCAACGGUUAAGUUUUUGUUGCUAAAAUAAAAGUAAAUAUAAUUCCCCAGCUCGCCUGUUAAUCUAUACUUACUGUUAAUAAAAAAUGUUUAAAUACUUAA